AGUUUUGAUUCAAACAUUAGAAACGUUUGUUUUCAGUCUAAUAUUCAUCAUAUUAUAUUUGUACUUUAAAAAUAAAUUUAAAAAUGAUUAGUAAUAAUUUUCAUUUGUCUGAUAUUUUGAAAAUUGUUUUUUUUAUGCUUCUUUUAACACAUUGUGUUUUCGCAGUAUAUGAUGAAAUAGAUAUACAAGCUCCUGAUUAUAAUACCAUUUUCGACAAUUCAUUUUUAAAUGUAAUAAGUACAAUUGAACACGAUAUAAUACAAUGGAUUAAUGUAAAAGAUAAAAAUAGUAUCAAUUAUUCACUAAUAAGUCCAGAUGAUGUAGAAUUACUAUCAAAAGCCUGUGAAGAUGAUUAUAUUUGUAGACAAAAAAAAAUUAACAGUUUAAGCAAUUUAAAAAGAAUUCUUGAAUCUUUGGAAUGUUUUCAUGUUUUUUUAAGUCUCCAAAUUUUAAAUGUUUUUAAAAGCGAUAUUAGGAAAUGGAAAGAACAUUCAAAUCAUAAAUUCAUAUUAAUAUAUAAAUAUGUGAGAGAUUACGCGAUAAAAAUGAUUUCAUUUUUUAUUUAUGGCAAGUAUAUAGUUAACUCAUGGCAAUUUAACUUUUCAAUGAAUGUUAUUAAUAUGGUGAGUCUUGAAAAAGAUAAGAAUAAAUCGUUUGAAGAUAUAUUGGACUAUAUUAAUGAUCCAUUAUUAUUAAAAUCUAUGAAUGAAUUUUGCGAAAAUUGUAAAAGAUCUGAUCAAUUUUUUGCAUCAUUUACUUCAGUUUUAACUAUCGAUAAUCCAAAAAUUUUGAGUCGAUUCAAAAUUUCUGAUAGCGUUAAAAGUUAUAUGAGGAAAAUUUUAUUGAAAAUAAGUAUUCCUUGUGCAAUUAAGUUGAGCAAAAUAGCUCAUUUCUUAAUAAAAAAAGCAAACCAACAAAAAAAAGAAAUUGACCCAGAUUUUGAAAAAAAAAAAUAUGAUUUUCUUAAUAGUAUUAAAUUAAAUAAACUCGAAAUUGAAACUUAUGAGAAAAAUACUGUAAGUGGCGGAAGUUGGCAUACAGAGGAAAAAAUUCAAGGAAAACGUCUUAAGGCUAGUUAUUUUUUUCAAGCAUGUAAAAUAAAUCCAACAACGCCUGGAGAGAGAAUAUUGAAAAAAAUAACACACAACAACAAAAAAAAUGAAGUCAUUAUAAUCGAAAAUAACUUACACAACAAAAAUUAUGGCAUUUAUUACGAAAAAGUAGCAAUAAAUGAAUUUGAAAACAAAAUGAAUAUAAAGAUUGAACCAUGUGGUGUAUUUAUUGAUGAAAAUUUGAACUAUUUAGUUGCAAGUCCAGAUGGUUUGAUUGGAAAGGAUGGUAUUGUUGAAGUGAAAUGUCCUUUUAACGCCAAAUACAUGCCUCCUGAAGAUGCUAUUAAAAGAUAUAUUAUAAAAUACCUCUACAUUAAUAAUAAUGGAAAUCUUAUAAUUAAACCCCAGUCUGAUUGUUUUUAUCAAAUACAAGGAGAAUUGCAUAUAACAAAAAGACAGUAUUGUUAUUUAAUUAUUUGGACUCAAAAAGGAAUGUUAUAUACAAAAAUAGAUCGUGAUGACGAAUUUUGGAAAAACAAUAUGGAAAAUCAGCUAAUUGAUUUUUACAUAAACCGUUUGCUACCUGUAUUAAUCAGUCCUCAAUUACUUAUAAAAAAUUAAAUUCAAUCUAGUUAAUGUGAUUUUUGUUUCAAUAUUUAAUAAUAAGUUGACUGUAUUUUCUUGAAAUUUUUGUUUUAGAGAAAUGAAAUAUCAGUUUUAUUUGAAAUAUAAGUAUAAUAAUUACCACUUAAUUAUUGAAAUAAAAU
Daktulosphaira vitifoliae (grape phylloxera) is the source of this 1819-nucleotide messenger RNA. RefSeq lists its product as uncharacterized. The transcript is spliced from 5 exons. The coding region runs from base 84 to 1673 and encodes 529 amino acids. The record is from RefSeq and is a predicted model, not a curated record. NCBI's taxonomy places the organism in Eukaryota, Metazoa, Arthropoda, Insecta, Hemiptera, Phylloxeridae.